Messenger RNA from Centropristis striata (black sea bass), 4592 nucleotides. Its product is annotated as solute carrier family 25 member 44-like. Bases 237 to 1184 code for a protein of 315 amino acids. Gene Ontology annotation, biological process: branched-chain amino acid catabolic process. The transcript is spliced from 4 exons. Gene Ontology annotation, cellular component: mitochondrion. Lineage: Eukaryota; Metazoa; Chordata; Actinopteri; Perciformes; Serranidae. The record is from RefSeq and is a predicted model, not a curated record. Gene Ontology annotation, molecular function: branched-chain amino acid transmembrane transporter activity.
UCGGUAGCAUGCUGUUUGAAUGGGAACAGGAAGUUAGCUGAGUAGCUAGGAGGUAGCCAAGUAUUACGUCGUUAUAAAACGUUUAAGCAACUGCACGACAAGACUCUGAAUUACAUAUUUUAAUCGGCUCAUGGCAUGAUGUUUAAAGUCUGACUGGCACUGGGAUAAAGGUGUAGUAAACAUCUGUCCGCAGAGGCAGGAAUCAGUCUGAUGAGGGGGCACCUACAGCUGACAGGAUGCAGCAGAAAAGGAACAUCCAGAUCAUCGAGUGGGAGGACCUCGACAAAAGGAAGUUCUACUCCUUUGGGGUGUUCAUGACGAUGACCAUCCGGGCCACCGUCUACCCGGCCACACUCAUCCGCACUCGGCUGCAGGUGCAGAGGGGCAAAUCCCUCUACAGCGGCACCUUUGAUGCCUUCUUCAAGAUCCUGCGGACGGAGGGAGUUCGAGGACUUUACCGCGGCUUCAUGGUCAACACCUUCACGCUCAUCUCAGGCCAGGCGUACAUUACCACAUAUGAGCUGGUGAGGAAGUACGUCUCCCAGUAUUCUGAGGACAAUACGGUGAAGUCGCUGGUGGCGGGCGGCUCGGCCUCCCUGGUGGCUCAGAGCAUCACCGUCCCCAUAGAUGUCGUCUCUCAGCAGCUGAUGAUGCAGGGUCAAGGGGAGCACCUGACACGAUUUCGACUCAACGAUAACACAGAGACGGGGAAGGCCAAAAAAGUGUUUGGCCAAACCAGGAACAUUAUGGCUCAGAUUUUUGCUGCGGAUGGUUUCCGCGGCUUCUACAGGGGAUAUGUGGCGUCUUUGCUCACUUACAUCCCGAACAGCGCUGUGUGGUGGCCUUUCUAUCACUUUUAUGCUGAGCAACUCUCUAAGAUGGCUCCCAGUGAGUGCCCUCAUCUGGUUCUACAAGCCAUGGCUGGACCUCUCGCCGCUGCUACUGCCUCCACUGUCACAAACCCUAUGGACGUGGUCAGAGCCAGAGUGCAGGUUGAAGGCCGCUCUUCAGUCAUCGAGACGUUCCAGACGCUGAUCAAAGAGGAGGGAUGCUGGGGAUUGACCAAAGGACUGUCGGCACGCAUCAUCUCAUCCACGCCCACCGCCAUCGUCAUGGUGGUCGGCUACGAGACGCUUAAAAAACUGAGUUUGCGUCCUGAGAUGGUGGACUCGAGACAUUGGUAGAAGAUACCUGGACGGACAAUAUCUGGACCACGUGCCAUUUUAGCUCUAAAUUAGACUUCCUGUGACCGCUGGAUGAAGGAAAGGUUCGUUUUAAGUAACAGCCCAGGGAACAAAAUGGAAUCAGGCCAUCAUGUGUUCAUACCAACAUAUUAGAUUAAAUACGUGGCCAUCAACAUGCUCUCCAGACACAGGUUCAUAGUUUAUAUCGCUGCUUAACAGGGUUGAAUCUCUUUAGUGCAAUUGAGAUUGAUGAAUAAAAUGUUUUAACACUGGAAGAUGCAGACAGAAGCUGCUCUCACUUAGCAGUCUGUCCCUAAAAUGUUCAGGAACAUUUCCUGCACAAAGGUCAUGUGUGAAUUGGAGCAGGGAUCAAUAUUCUGGGAAAUCUGUAUUGCCAAUUUCUCACCUCGAGAUCGAGGAAGAUUUCCAGGAAAAUGCCAGUACAGCUGUGUUGUGAAUGAAGGCAGAGACAAACACGUAAAGGGGUUCUUUUCGCGGAGCAAGUUAACCAGUUUACAAGACUCUGAAUCUGUGAAUCUUUACGCGUUUCUGACUCGAGUAGAUCAAAAAGGAAACACAUUUUGUCUUGCAAACUUAGUAAAUAUUAAAUACAGAUGCAUCUCAAUAAAUUAGAAUAUCAUAGAAAAGUUUACGUCAGUAAUUAAAUUCAGAAAGUGGAAAUAACACAUUACAUAGAUCCAUUACACACAGAAUGAAACAUUUCAUGUCUUAAUAAUUAUAAUUAAUCACAUUUUUUUUAAGAAGUAUGUUUAAUAUGGAAAUGUUGACCUCUGAAAAGUAUGUGCACCUAUAUGACUCAAUACUUGGUUGGGGCUAUUUGACCUGAACUACUGGAAAUGGACUUUCCCAUCAUAUUCUAAUUUAUUGAGAUGCACCUGUAUAUAACAAGAGCCUUGGGCCCCAAAAAAACAGCCAUGUUCCUAAAAAAUAAUAAGACAUCUUCCGUCAUGUACACGCACAUUCGGCCCUGCCCUACCUUUUUUCUUACGUUUUAUGGCGUGUUGCAACUCUCCCUUGGCUCGUCUAUUCCAGCUCAAGGAGUGUAGAAGGAGGAGAAGACACAGGGUCAAAUGAUGUGUUGAGGUACAACAGUAAAAUCUUGCCAACACCGGUGGUGCACAAUCAUAGACCACCUUGUUUCCAUCAGGCCGAGCUCACCCCAUGAGCCCCCGGGUGGAAACCAGUCUUCUGCAACAUCGCCACUCCAGUUAAACUGCAGUUAAAAUGUGUUGUAAACCAAGAAUAUGUCGCCGUCUGACCCCGUGUCUUCUCCUCCUUUUACACUCCUUGUUCCAGCUUUGCCAUGGCGUGUGUCAAAAGGCACAAGAUGGAAAUGUUCCUGAAUGUUCUGCAUCUGUGAGGAGAGAAAAGCCUGAAAGAUUAUCCCAGUAGUUUAUUGGGAAUUUUUGUGUAAGAGGCUCAUUGAUGCUACCCUAAUGUGAUUAAUUUUAAACGCUCUGCAAUCAUGUUCAAGGCUCUUUGCAGUGGAGAGAAGUGGAAUUGAUUGCUGAUAUAACAUCCAGAUGGUUACUGUCCCAGAGCGAAGCAGCGUCUGGCCCACAUUAAAGGAAACUGGUUUUGAUCGGGGUUCAGAGAAAGGUCGUAUAAACUUGUGAUGACGCUUUGACGUCAGCAGUAAACAAAUCUUUCCCGAGUGUUUGUUUCCUUUCGCUCACUCAACUGGCUUCUAUGUGUAGUUCCUUUAUGCCUUUUUUUUUCUUAAAUUUUUGCCUUCAUAGUGUGAUCAAGACAAAUAAUCUGCUUUUUGUUUUGCUGAUUGUGAGAAGAAGAAAAAUAACAGUAGCGUUUAGGAUGAGUGCAUCAUGGCAGCUUCUGUGUUGUAUAUUUAAUUUACAGCUUUCUUAUACACUACACGUGGUCAAAAUAAAUGACAAAUUCCAUGCAAAACAGUAUAUAUCCUAGAGCCAGACUGAUGUCGGACAGAUUUUAUAGGAGAAAAAUUCACAGAUGACUGACAUGCUGACAAUAUUGUGAAUUUUUAAGCUGGAAUGAAACACCCUUUUUAUAUGGAUUGUGCUCCGAAAUGACUGUAAAAAAGGUGUUCAGAAGGUUUCACUUUAAACAAUAUCUGUAAUAAAUAAUUGAUAAAAGUAUUCUACAUGCAGUGUAUUACAUUGUAAACCAAUCCUAGAAAUGAGAAAAUAAAGAAUAAAUAGAAAUAAAUGAAAUACCUAAAUAAAUAUCAAUGCAAGUUCAGUGCUUAAAUAAAGAAUAAAUAAAAAUAAAUAGCGAAUACAAUUUCUAAAUCACCCCAAUUUUUUUUGCACUAUCUGUUGGGCUCUAAUACAUAAAGUACAAUAUUUUCAUCAGCAUUUCUGUAACUUACUAUGAUGCUGUUUUUUUCUCACAGUUGAGCAGAUUGCAGCGAUGAAGCUGGUUCAUAAAUUACUGAUUAUGUGUUCUGUGAAUUAAUAGAGCUGAACAGGAAAUUCAAAUUUUAUUGAAAUUAAGUGCAAUAUUUGUAAAAGGCAAAAUACCAAAUAAAUUAAGUCUUGUGGUGCUGCAGGGAUGUCCCAGCCUACAAAUAAUUUCCCCAAAUCGUUCAGGCUUCGUAAUCAACAGAAUAACUGUAUUCCAGAAAAUGAUUAGUUAGUUAAAACCUGUGAAAGACUGAAAAACUAAUGCAGUUUCCCUCUUGUGACCAUAACCAUUUGAGUGCAAUAACAUAAAUGUUUUAUCCUUUUCAGCACAAAAUGUGAUUGUAUAUUUCUUGUAAACUGUGUGAAUAACAUGUCUUAAAUGAAUGCUUCAUAACUAAUUUAUUUUAUUCACAAAUUUUGGAGGAUUAUGACCACAGAAGUGUCACAACUUUAAAAUUUCACAAUAUGUUUGAGUUUGUUGCUUUUGUAACUUUUUCAGAUGGCUUUUUAGGAAAGGUGAAUAUAAAAUAAACUUAGGUUUAAAGGUGAGAUACAUAUAAUAUUGAAUCUUGUCACUGCGGGUAUUUUCAUCACAGAGAAAUGAGAAGAUUAAGGCUGCUUUAGUUUGAUUGAAGGCACAUUAAAUCUGAGUUGGUUUAAAUGAAGCCAUUACAUCCUAUAAUAUUUUCUAAAGUUAUAUAUAAAUUUGCUCAGGCAUCAGCAAGAGCAGUUAGACUCACUUCUUCAGGACAAUCAUCUUUUAAAUGAAUUAUUUAAUAAAGCCUAAAAACCUCAUUGGAGAAGAGAACCAAUACAAACUUCUGUACCGAGACUGAUCGAAGUCUGGAAUUUAAAUUUUCUUUGUACAACUCUCAGUAACUCAAAGUGUGAUCAUGUUGUCGGAGAUUUGUGAUCCUGUUGUGGAAACAUUUCACGUCACGUGUCGUCUCAGUGUUUCUUCAUUCAUCUGUUUGAUUAAUAAAACAUCACAGCUGCUUCACAAAAA